This is a messenger RNA of Alnus glutinosa, 366 nucleotides long. RefSeq names its product peroxisome biogenesis protein 19-2-like. Lineage: Eukaryota; Viridiplantae; Streptophyta; Magnoliopsida; Fagales; Betulaceae. The transcript has 3 exons. The record is from RefSeq and is a predicted model, not a curated record. Bases 1 to 366 code for a protein of 121 amino acids.
AUGUUUCCCAAGAGAAGCGGCCUUGCAUUUAAGGUGCAAGAGGUUAGCAUAGAUAAAGAUGCUACAGAGGCCAAGCAAGAAGAGCCACCGGCUUUGCCCACUGGGGUUCAAGGACUGGGCAUGGGCUUGCCCGACCUCAGAAGCAAGAAGAAGGGAAAGCAAAAGGAUUCUAAGGAAUCCCAUGUUUCUGAGGCUCUUGACAAGCUCAGAGAACAGACGAGGGAGACUGUCAAGGGUCUUGAAUCGGUGAGUGGUGCGAAACCUGGUGGAGGAGAUGAUUUGGGAAAGGAUGCUAUGAUGGAGGAUUGGGUCAAGCAGUUUGAGGAGCUUGCUGGCUCUCAGGUUGGCAAGAGAAGUUGGUCUUGA